UUCCUUUUUAUUCUGUUUCUGAUGGUCAGCAGGUGUCCAUCUUUUUCAAGCGCUUACUCCUUCCAUUUUUGAAUUUCCAUCAGUCACAGAGUGACGACAUCGUCUUCAGCGUUUUUCCCCACCACUUCCUAUGUUGAUGUCUCCGCUUUUUUCUUGAUUCCUUGAUUUCAUCGACACCCAUUUGUUUUUGUUUCGUAUUCGAUGAUUUUUAUUCUCCGCACGCUCAAAGGCUCUGUAUUGUUUUCAGUUGGUGGUGGGCGACGUAGUUUGGGGCUUUUUUCUUUGUGUUUGGUUUGGGAUGGCUUCGCUGGCGGCUUCGGUUCGUUGCUCUCAGUUUUCUUCUCUGGGCUUGAAUGCGAAGAGAAUUUCGCGUAAUUAUGGACUGCCCAGGACUCCAUCACUUGUUUCUGCGAGACCCUUCUCGGCGCUGCCAGACAUUCGAGUGUCUGCGGCUCCGGUUCAAUUCUCCGGCAAUGCUUUGAAAUUUGCUGGUUGGGAUCCUCUGCUGAGGCGGCAAGGUGGCGCCGGAGUAAAACUUCCUGUUCCGGCGGCUGCAGCUGCGGAUGCCGAUGGCGUUACAAAGCCAUCAAAGAGCUUUGCAGAGAAAUUCCCCGUCCUGGUCACCGGAUUCUUUUUCUUCAUGUGGUACUUCUUGAAUGUAAUUUUCAACAUACUUAACAAGAAGGUUUAUAAUUAUUUCCCAUAUCCAUACUUUGUUUCUCUUAUACAUCUCCUUGUGGGCGUGGCCUACUGUCUUGUCAGUUGGGCUGUUGGUUUACCAAAACGAGCUCCGAUGGAUAAGGAGCUCCUGCUGCUCCUCACUCCUGUUGCAUUCUGCCAUGCCCUUGGACAUGUUAUGUCUAAUGUGUCAUUUGCAGCGGUGGCUGUGUCAUUUACCCACACUAUCAAAGCCCUGGAGCCAUUUUUCAAUGCUGCUGCUUCUCAGUUUGUUUUAGGCCAUCAAAUUCCCUUUUCCCUGUGGCUGUCAUUGGCCCCUGUUGUUAUUGGCGUAUCAAUGGCAUCUCUGACUGAACUUUCUUUUAACUGGACUGGCUUCAUUAGUGCAAUGAUUUCAAACAUUGCAUUUACCUACAGAAGUAUAUAUUCAAAGAAAGCAAUGACGGGAAUGGACAGCACAAAUGUUUAUGCAUACACUUCAAUAAUCGCCCUCCUGUUUUGCAUCCCACCGGCAGUACUCAUUGAGGGGCCUCAGCUGAUGCAGUAUGGUUUCAGGGAUGCAAUUGCUAAAGUCGGUCUAACCAAAUUUUUGUCUGAUCUAUUUUGGAUUGGAAUGUUUUACCAUCUGUACAAUCAGCUUGCUACCAACACCUUGGAACGGGUUGCGCCGCUUACACAUGCAGUUGGAAAUGUGUUGAAGCGAGUUUUUGUCAUUGGAUUCUCCAUUGUUAUAUUCGGGAACAAAAUCUCUAGGCAGACUGGGAUUGGAACUGCAGUAGCCAUUGCUGGUGUUGCCAUUUACUCCCUCAUUAAGGCAAACAUUGAAGAGCAAAAACGGAAAGCUGCUGUAACUCCAGCAACAUAGAGCUAUCGAAUCUAUCUACCCACACUCUGCAGAGCUUUGUAUAUUACUGAGGAUAAUAAAGGGGUUCUAAAAAAUAGAUUGAAUUAAUGGAUCCCCAGAAUCAUACUUGUUCAAAUUCAGAGAGACAGACUCCUGAGGUGGUGGGUGGUUUUUCAUAAAAGCUAUCAGAAACAGAGAAAUGGUGCUUUCCAAGCAUUUGGAUUCAGUUUGUUUGACCAUUAGGUUUGCUUCAUUAAAUGAAUGGUUUCUUUCUCCCUACAGUAAGCUGGUGAAAACUUAUGGAUUAGAAAGGAAGUUAGUAGAUAAGUACGGACAAUAUUCCUUGUAGUGAAAGCUCCUGCUUUGGAUUUA
This is a messenger RNA of Vitis riparia (riverbank grape), 1894 nucleotides long. Its product is annotated as triose phosphate/phosphate translocator, chloroplastic-like. Lineage: Eukaryota; Viridiplantae; Streptophyta; Magnoliopsida; Vitales; Vitaceae. The record is from RefSeq and is a predicted model, not a curated record. Gene Ontology annotation, biological process: transmembrane transport. The transcript is spliced from 12 exons. Bases 299 to 1543 code for a protein of 414 amino acids. Gene Ontology annotation, molecular function: antiporter activity. Gene Ontology annotation, cellular component: Golgi apparatus; membrane.